Molecule: messenger RNA, 969 nt
Organism: Brassicogethes aeneus
Lineage: Eukaryota; Metazoa; Arthropoda; Insecta; Coleoptera; Nitidulidae
Source: the annotation of a GenBank genome assembly
AUGACAACAAAAUAUAUUCUUUACUACACGAACAUUUUUGGCGUAGAUGAUUUUUACCUUGGUUCCGGAGAUAUUUUUAAAGACUGUCCGGUGAAUAAUUGUUACACCACUAGAGACAAAAACUUGAUGCCGAUCGAACAAUUCGACGCUUUAAUAUUUCACGGAUAUCAGUAUGAGUUUCGUUUUGGAAAACCCGAUAAAAGAUCGCCUCAUCAACAUUACAUAUUCUUCAACAUGGAAUCUGCGGGGAAUACGAAAAACUUGAACGAGUUUGCAAGGUUUUAUAACUGCACGAUGACCUAUAGAUACGAUUCCGAUAUUUACCAUCCAUACGGAACUAUAGUGAAAAAAGACACAAGCUAUACUCCACCAUCGGCGGAAUCGAUUGAAAAAAGGAGAAGUAAAAUAGCAUGGUUUGUCUCCAACUGCAAAACGUUGAGUUUUAGGGAAAAUUUGGUCAGGGAAAUGCAGAAAUACGUGGACAUAGACAUUUAUGGGCAAUGCGGCGAUAAAAUUUGCUCAAAAGACUCUCCCGAAGAAUGUUACAAUCAUCUAGAAGAAAACUACAAGUUCUACCUUUCAUUCGAAAACACUGUGUGUAACGAUUAUGUGACGGAAAAACUCUUUUAUAUACUCCAAAAAAACGUUGUGCCCAUAGUGUACGGGGGUGCCGAUUAUAAUAUUGUUGCCCCCCCAAAUUCAGUGAUAGACGUCAGUAAAUUUCAAACAGUUCCUGAUUUAGUGAGUUUCGUAAAAAAAUUAGACAGUAAUGUAAGUGCUUAUUUGGAAUAUUUCGAGUGGAAAAAACAUUAUGUUGUGGAUACAAGUAACACGAACACUUUGUGUACGUUGUGCGAAAAAUUAAACGAAAAAUCUCAUAGGGUUUAUAAUGACAUGCAAAUGUGGUGGAGGGGUGUAAACGGGGCAGAAUGUACAAGUUUUCCAAAAAUAAUAAAGUCGUUUAUGUAG